This is a messenger RNA of Gekko japonicus, 792 nucleotides long. RefSeq names its product IZUMO family member 4 (gene IZUMO4). The coding region runs from base 1 to 777 and encodes 258 amino acids. NCBI's taxonomy places the organism in Eukaryota, Metazoa, Chordata, Lepidosauria, Squamata, Gekkonidae. Gene Ontology annotation, cellular component: nucleus. The transcript has 11 exons. The record is from RefSeq and is a predicted model, not a curated record.
AUGGCUCACUGGGGCCGGGUCAGGCAGAUCCUGUUUCUGGCCUUGGUGGUGGAUUUGGCCCUGGGGCCGGCCCCGGCCCGGAAUUGCUUACAAUGCGAUCCGAGUUUCGCUGUCCAGUUUGCCUCUUACAUCCCUCGCCUGAGCCGCAAGUCCUGGGGUCUCGGGGAUGUGCCAGCAGCGGGUCGGAGGCUGCGGGGCUGGGCGCAGGACACGUUGCGCGAAAUUCACCUCGAGGUGCCCCUUGAGAUCCCUUUCGAGAAACUCCGGGAAAUAGCGGUGAAAAUCUAUGCAAAACUCGAUACUGUGUUCAGAGGGAAGACGUACAAGCCAGGUGUUCUUCCGGAAACCCUGCGUUCCAUAUUCCAGGAACAAGUCUCAAUGCUUCGGGACGCCAUAAUUGAAAGUAGGGUGAAGUGUGAACGCCACUGUGGAAUAAACUGGUACGAGGCCAUAUCUUGCGAGACGUGUAACGUGACCAAGCCAAGCUGUUUUGGAUAUAAUUGCGAGUCCUCAAAAGAAUGGAAAGGUGCCCUGCAAGGUCUGUAUGCCUACAUAACCAACCUGAAGACGACACCGGGGGAGCUGGUGGAAGCCCUGAAGCAACUCCCGGUCUUCAGCAACUGCACAGACAACAGCCUAGAGAAUCUGAACUUUGACAGUAUCAAUGCCACGCUGUCCCAGAACUGGCUCACAGCAAAGGCCAAGAACGAGAACAGCGAGGAAGCAGUGGUGGUGGAACUGCUGAAGCCCAGCUGCCCAGUCAACGCCGAUCUGUAGCGCCGAGAACCAGCA